AUGAGCAUUUCUAGAGUUCAUGUUACUAGGUGCUUUUCAUUCUUUUUACUGUUCAGCCUAGCAAUAUUUUUUUUGGUACAUGUAGUCUUAACAAAAAAUCCCAAUAGUAGUAACAAAUUAGAAAUUAAUAAUUCUUCUAUUGGCUCUUCAUAUGAAAAGCAAAAUAUUGGGUCUAUCCAUACUAAUCGUGGUUCUAUUAAAUUAGAUUCAACAUCAUCCGAUCCCAAUAAAAUACAUUUGGAUACUAACCUGAAAAAUAAAUUAACCAGAGCGAUACAGAAGUCCUUUGUCAAAUUUCAAAAAGGAAACCUUUCGGAAAAUGACAUUGAUAUCGAAGAGCUCAUUUUUGAUAUUGCUAAAUUGGCUUUAGAUGGAAAUGGAAAUCAAAUUUUUCCUUCUCUAGAAUUAAUUGAUUUUUUCCAAAAGAUUAUUGAAACUAGUAAAUAUAAUACAGUUACAACAUUAGAUUUUAUUUUGGCGUUCAUUUCAAAAGAUGAUUUUGAAACAAAUAUCUCACAUGAUAUGAAAAGACUUAAGAAAUUCACAGAAUACCUUUCAUACUUAUUGAAGUACAAUAAUGAAAAUGGACUAAAUAAGAUGUUUAAUUUUAGCAAGGAAACUCUAUCUUUAAUUAAAACAAACAUAUAUUCGACAAUUUGGAAAAUGGAAGAGCUAAUUAAAAAAGACAAAAUUAUGGAAUAUGAAAAUGAAAAUUUACACGGUAAAACAAUAUAUUCUUCACAACCAGUAAUUGGAGAAAUCAAUAACGAAAUUAAUUCAAAUUUGCCAAGAGCAGUAUUUAGUUAUAAGCUUGUUAAACAAACAAUAAUUGAAAUAUUAGAUACAAAUAUGAAUAAAGUGUAUAGUAAACUAAAACUUAUUUAUGGAAAAAUUACAUAUGCAGGAUCAGAAAGAAAAAAUAAAGUACUUUCUCUGAAUUUAUUGUAUUCGAUAUAUUUAUCUGUAAUUAUAAUUAAUGAUUUAUACGAUCAAGGAUUAUCAUCAAAUGUGCUUUCUCCUGGAUUUAUUUUUAUUGUUUUGAUGAGAGAUAGUAUUGAUAACCUUCCAAAUGAUUGGGAAAAAAGAUUAAUAGAUAAUAAUAUAAAUUAUGGUAUAAACGAGUUAGAUGUUAAAAUUCAAGAUAUUAAAUAUUCUCAUCCAGAAUCCACCACAUCAGAGGAUGGUAUGCAGAACGAAUGUAAUAUUUCAGUCCUCAGAAGUAAUGUUAAAGCAGUUUUCAGUAACUAUGGAAUAGAUCAUUAUAAAUUUAUUAAUGAAGCUUUAAAAAAAUAUAAAACUUUAUUUAAUCAAUCACCAAAUAGACAAUUCAAUAGUAAAAUGUGGUUUUAUGGUUUUUCUUUCCAUGAAAAUGAUUUUAAUAAUCAGUUUAAUAAAAAAUGGUUUUUCGAUAUUAAUAAACUCGUAAUCGAAAAUGGAGUUACAAAAGCUAUCGAUUUUAUGGAUGAGUACUAUUUACUUGAAAUAUCUCUUUCCGGAAAUGGUUUAUCUUCUGCAAUUAUAGUUGGCGAGUCAAAAAUAAUGAAACGCAGCUUAAUAGAGUAUUUAGCUCAUAGAAUAAUUAACGGCAUUUCUUCAAUUGAUUUAAAAGGCUAUAGAAUAAUUAACAUUGACUUUGAUUCACUACUCGAAAGUUGUAAAAGUGCAAAAAGAACUUUAACAGAACAGAUUAAAAUUAAGUUCAACGACCUCUUAGGAACAUAUGAUGGCAAGGUUAUUAUUUUUACAGAUCAUCUGUUUUCUAGUUUUGAAACCCCCACAGGUUCUAAAAGGUUAUAUGAUGUAAUUAAACAUUAUAUUAUUCGUGGAAAUUUGAAAGUAAUUGCCGCAUUGAACAACGAAAAUUACGAUAUAUUAGUAGAAAAGGAAGCUGAAGUCAAAUCAAUAUUUCGCAAGAUUAAGAUGAAAGAACUGAAUGGAAUAGUUUCGGAAUUAUUCAUUUCCGGAUUGAGGUACCAGCUCGAACUCUCAACAGGUAUCUUUAUCAAUAAUAACGUUAUUCAUACUUCUGUUUUGAUGUGCAAUAAAUAUAUUGAAAAUUGUAUUCUUCCAGAUGAUGCAAUUGAAUUAAUAAAUUAUGCUAUUAGGAUAGCAAAAAAUGAGCAAUUUUUAGAAAUACCGUCAGAAAUCCACGGAAUCGAAGAUUUUAUCUCUCAUUCCAGGACUGGACUGCAAGUAUCAAAGAUCAGAGAUUAUGAGACGAAUUCAAUUAUAAGUACAAACCGUUCACUGUUAAUGCAAGUAUUAAAAAUGCAUUUAAAGAUGAAAAACACAAUGAUAUCGCUCGCAUUAAAAAUAAAACCUUAUCUGUUUAAGUUUAGAUAUUUGAAAACUCAGCUCUAUUUUAUGUUCACUUAUUUUGAUUAUCCAAUAACUUGCGUUAAUAAACCAUUGGAAGAUGAAUUUAAAAUCCUUAAAGAUAGAGAAAAAAUAAUUCCAAACUUUUCUGAUGAACUGAGCGUUGCACAACUUACAAGCAUCUACAGGAGUAACCUUCUUAAAUAUAAACAAAAUAAAAAUAAAUCUUACGACGAAUCAAUCAACGAUGAGGUUAGCGCUAUUACAGAAUCCCAACUUGAUCCUAAGUUUUUUGAUGACAUUCACCCAAUAAUAAAAGAUAAGCAGAAGGAAGUUGCUGAUAUGAAAUCCCUAAUACUUGAGAUGUCUUUUAAUUACAACUCAAUCUAUUUACCUCUUGGAAUGGGAGAGAUUGAUGCUUCUCAUAUAGCAUUUAUUAUUUCGGAAAGGUAUGGAAAAAAUAUUUCUAAACUAUUAAAUGAAAUUGAAUAUAGAAAAUUACCGGAAAGAAUAAAAGAUCAGAUGUCAGGAAUUCUUUCAAAAUAUAUUAUUGGCCAAAAGAGUGCAAUAGAUUAUGUUUCAUUCCAUUUAGGAGUAGAAUUGUCGAGAGAUAAUAAUAAAAAUGUUCCAAAAUGCCUUCUUUUUGUAGGUCCGCCAGGAUCUGGUAAAAAGACAUUUGCACUUGCAUUACAGACAACUUUAAUGGAUAUUUCAUUGUUAUCUAAUGAUUUUUCCUAUGAUAUAACAAUGUAUUCUAAUUUCAAAACUCUAAAUUCUAGCGAUUUUGCUGACGAAGACGCUGCAAAGAGAUUGUUAGGAGAUAAUCCAACAACUGGAAUUAUUCCGGAGGAACUAAGACAAUCUGGCAAAACUUUGUUUUUAUUUGAUCAUAUUGAAGGUAUGCAUCCGGAUGUAAUUCGACUGAUUCUGGACAUUUUGCGUAAUAAAAACAAUAUUAAUCAUAAAAUAGGUUAUUUGGGCUUAAGUACAUUUAUUCUUACAACUGAAGUUGGCUCCAAUUUUAUUCUAGACGAUCCAGACAAAGUUGAUACUGUUAAACUUAUAAUUAAAGUAGUCAGAAAGCACCGUGAAACUCCGAGUGGUGAUUUAGUCCGUGCUAUUCAAAACAUUGUUUUAUUUAGGCCUUUCACAAAAGAAGAAGUUUUAAAAAUAUUAGAAAUAAAUUUUGUUGAGUAUUCAGCGUUUAUUAAAAAAAAUUACAAUGUGACACUCGCUCAACCUUCCCAAUCAGUUUUGAACAAAAUAGUUGAUAUUAAGUAUUCUCCAGAGCUCGGGUACAAACCAAUUUUAGAUUAUUUUGAGGAUAUGAAAGAAAGAAUUAUGCAACUUAUUAAGGAAGGCAUACUAAAACCUUACAUGACAUUUAAAGUAACUAUUCGCAAUGAUGCACCUGCAGAAGAUUCAAAAGAACUUAGAAUUGAUUUCAAUAUCGUUAAAAGGUCAAAUAAUUCUCGCUAA
Molecule: messenger RNA, 3795 nt
Organism: Cryptosporidium ubiquitum
Lineage: Eukaryota; Apicomplexa; Conoidasida; Eucoccidiorida; Cryptosporidiidae
Product: ATPase with signal peptide
Exons: 1
Coding region: 1-3795 (1264 amino acids)
Biological process (GO): cellular response to heat
Cellular component (GO): cytoplasm
Molecular function (GO): ATP binding; ATP hydrolysis activity
Source: RefSeq, a predicted model, not a curated record